AUGACUGGCAAGCAAAGAAUACCCUCUAAAAAUGUAUAUUACUAUCGCUGCCCAGACCACAGGAAGAACUAUGUCAUGUCAUUUGCUUUUUGCUUCGACCGAGAGGAUGACACUUAUCAAUUUGCUUACUGCUACCCCUACACCUAUACUCGCCUUCAGCACUAUCUUGACAACCUACAAAGGAGGAACAUGGACUACUUUUGCAGAGAAUUGCUAGGACUCAGUGUGCAGAAACGGCAGCUUGACCUCCUGACGAUAACCAGCCCUGCGAACCUGCGUCCAGGGGCUGAACAGAAAGUGGUGUUCAUCACUGCACGAGUCCACCCUGGGGAAACACCAUCUUCCUUUGUGUGCCAAGGUAUAAUUGAUUUCCUUGUGAGCCAGCAUCCUAUUGCAAAAGUACUGAGAGACCACCUGGUCUUCAAGAUUGCACCCAUGCUCAAUCCUGAUGGAGUAUACCUAGGAAAUUACAGGUGCUCCCUGAUGGGGUUUGAUUUAAACCGGCACUGGGCAAAUCCAUCUCCUUGGGCUCAUCCCACACUGCACGGAGUGAAACAGCUCAUCAUUGAGAUGUACAACAAUCCGAAGAUUAACCUGGAGUUCUAUAUUGACAUCCAUGCCCACUCUACCAUGAUGAAUGGCUUCAUGUAUGGCAACAUCUUUGAAGACGAGGAAAGAUUUCAGCGACAGGCUGUUUUUCCCAAGCUACUCUGUCAGAAUGCCGAAGACUUCUCUUAUUCCAGUACAUCAUUCAACAGAGAUGCUGUGAAGGCAGGAACAGGCCGGCGUUUUCUUGGUGGGCUGUUAAAUGAUACAUCCUACUGCUACACUCUGGAAGUCUCAUUCUACAGCUACAUAUUGGGUGGACCUAAUUCUGCUGUCCCCUACACAGAAGAAGCAUAUAUGAAGCUUGGAAGAAAUGUGGCCAGGACAUUCUUGGAUUACUACAGGCUGAACUCCUCGGUGGAGAGACCACUAGCACCCACUCCUAAAACUCGGAAGGAGAAACUGCCGCUUUUUAAAUGCACUACCCAGCGGGGCCAAGGGAACAGCCAUGCUGGCGGCAAGCCAGAGAAGAGGAGCCAGGCGCAUCUGAAGGACCAGUCUCUCUCCACGCGAUGA
Haliaeetus leucocephalus (bald eagle) is the source of this 1122-nucleotide messenger RNA. It is a transcript of the gene AGBL4, whose product is annotated as ATP/GTP binding protein-like 4. The record is from RefSeq and is a predicted model, not a curated record. Bases 1 to 1122 code for a protein of 373 amino acids. Gene Ontology annotation, biological process: proteolysis. NCBI's taxonomy places the organism in Eukaryota, Metazoa, Chordata, Aves, Accipitriformes, Accipitridae. Gene Ontology annotation, molecular function: metallocarboxypeptidase activity; zinc ion binding. The transcript has 10 exons.